Messenger RNA from Gongylonema pulchrum, 621 nucleotides. The record is from the annotation of a GenBank genome assembly. NCBI's taxonomy places the organism in Eukaryota, Metazoa, Nematoda, Chromadorea, Rhabditida, Gongylonematidae.
AUGGCACCAAAUCCUUCCUGGUAUAACGAAGAUGUGCGUGAUGUGAGUCAGUACUAUAAGAACCAUCGUAAAAAGCGAAAAAAGUCGCGAGUGGUGAAAAAAUCGCGCAGUCUUUUCAACAAAUUGUUUCGUCGUCGUCGAAAGAGUUAUGAAACGCUGAAAGAGGAAGAAGAAGAGGAUUCGCCGCAAGAGGAAGGACGCAGGCUGGGACAUCAAGUGUCUGACUUAUCCGAAAGAAUAAGGAUACUUCUGGAAUCAAAUCCCAAUGUCUACAGAGCGAUUCUAGCAACGAAUCUGCGAUUACAUCAAAAUAAUCCGUGGGAAGCGGGCUGGGGAUGUGGUUAUCGAAAUUUACAGACGCUAGUGGAUAGUAUUGCAUGCGAUCAAGUGUUAAGCGAGGCCAGUGGCUUAGAUAGCAUUCCGACAUUUCUCGAAAUUCAAGGGAUAAUUGAAGAGGCAUGGCAAGCAGGAUUUGAUCCGGAUGGAGCCAGGAGCAUGCGCAACUCUGUCAUCAGUAGCACUAAGUGGCUUGGUGCUAGUGAUGUCGCUACUUUUUUGCAAGUACCAAUUUCAGAAGAUUUUUGCAAACAUCUAAAUUUUGCUCAAAAAAUUUUACUUUAA